CUGUCGAGCAAAACAGGAUUCGUUUCGGGCUCGCAGUCACGUUUUAUCGGCGUCGCAACAAGCUGCUGCCUACGAAGAAGUUGAGGAGAAAGAGCAAAAAAAAAAAAAAAAAGAAAGGAGAGAAAGAGUAGGAGAAAAAUCUAGAACUGAAAGUUCAAGAGAGAUUUGAAACUACUCAAAGGAUCUUAAAAACUUCGUCUUCGCAAUGAGAAACCACGUGGUUCUUCUGUUGCUUGCGACUCUGGUGACCUUGAGCAGGGCGCAGUUUCGAUGCCCGGAUCCCAAGGGUUUCUUCCCCGAUCCGGAACAGUGUGACCUUUACUACGCCUGUGUAGACGGCCAGCCGGAAGAAAGACUCUGCAAGGACGGACUUGUCUUCAGGGAUGAUAACCCCAAGAAGGAAUUCUGCGACUUACCGGGAAACGUGCCUUGCGGCGACCGCAACCUCCUGCAGGAGCCGCAUCCUAGCAAAGGUUGUCCACGAGCGAACGGCAUCUUCAACCACGAGGAUCCAGCCGCGUGCGAUCGUUUCGUCAAUUGUAUCGACGGGGUGGCUCAGACGGUUCCCUGUCCACCCGGACUGAUCUACGAGACAAAAAUGUCAAGCUGCGUCUGGCCAGCGGACGCGACUCGUCUGUGCGAAAAUGUGAAACGCGACGUUCUCGACGACGGCUUCGUCUGUCCGGACGGUGACGUCGCCGGCCCGUCCGGCAGGAUUCUACCGCACCCCACGUAUCCUCAUCCCGAGGACUGCGCUAAGUUCUACAUCUGCAAGAACGGCGUGGUGCCGCAGAAAGGCCAGUGCGAGCCCGGCACUGUAUAUAACGAGGAGAGUUUCAGAUGCACCGAGCCGGAAAAUGUGCAAGGAUGCGAGGACUACUACAAGCGCAAGAACUGAGUUUGCAGGAGUCUAAGGUGCCCGGUCAACCGCACGUGGUGUAACGCUCAUCUUUUUUAAUCGUAGAAAACAAUGUUGCGCGUGUAUAAUACUUACGUAAAAGUCGCCGUGUGGCCUCUGCAACAGGAGCGACCCGUUCGUAUACUUUCGUUCUCUCCCCCCGCGACAAUUAUCACCCCCUUUCUCCUUUUACGUAAACAAAUUCGCUUUCGGAAAAUCCAUAACACGGGAGCGCGAAUCUCGUUGGUCGCGGAUCAAUAAGCCGCGAAAAGAAAAGAGAGGAAAAGAAAAUCUAUAACGCGCGAAUCGACGGAUACAUUUAGAAUAUCUCUCUCGCGAACCGGUCGGAUUUUAUAUAAUUAUCAAUUACACGCGGUGUGAUUUUUAUUAAGUUAAAGAGCGCGCGCAUGUGGAUAUAACGCGCGCAAUGUAAAACGUCCCACGCGGACGCGAGGGGAGGAGGAAGAUUAUUUAUUGCAUUCCAAUCGGACGUUAAUGAAGUUUUCCACUCUGGACGCCGUUUUCAUAGGUGUAACAUUAUUAUUAUUAUAGUCGAUAUUUUAUAUGGAUUUAUACAAUCGUCUUAUUUUUCACUAAUAAUCGCACACGACUUUAUAUGAUUUAUCGAUCGUCUUGGACGUAUAAUAAAAAUAAAAAAUUACAUGCAAAAUUAA
Pseudomyrmex gracilis is the source of this 1572-nucleotide messenger RNA. Its product is annotated as peritrophin-1-like. The record is from RefSeq and is a predicted model, not a curated record. The transcript has 3 exons. Lineage: Eukaryota; Metazoa; Arthropoda; Insecta; Hymenoptera; Formicidae. Gene Ontology annotation, molecular function: chitin binding. Gene Ontology annotation, cellular component: extracellular region. The coding region runs from base 206 to 898 and encodes 230 amino acids.